UACAUCCGGUCUCGUGUAACCAACCACGCUGAGGCACGUCAUGUUACGACACUUUUUGAAAAUGUCAGUGUCUGUAGCUGUGAUUCUUGCUCUCCUCUGUCACCAGCUUCCCUUUUCUGCCUGUCAAGACAGCGGAGAUGAUGAGCAGACGUAUGCAUUUGAGCCGGAAGAGAGAUUCUUGGAUAUUUUCCCGUUAACAGGGGAAAACUUCACAGAAAGCGUGUUAAAAUCAAGUGAUGCGUGGAUUGUCAUCUUUCAUAGCGGGCAGAUGAAGAAGAGCUGGAAAUCAAUGGCCGUCAAUCUAAGGGGCGUUGUGUGGGUGGGGAUGGUGGACACGCGAUCCGAGGCGGAUCUGUUGGAAAACAUGAAAUACAAGGUUAAUCAUGAUCCCGAGGCAAGAGUGUAUCCACAUGGACCCCUAUCAUUGAAGAAAAAGUCCUGGGUAAAUGCAAAAAAUCCCAAUGAGGCUCGCUUACUGGCUGUGGAUUCUAUCCCAGACAGUUCCCUCAAGAUCAAAGGGAAGAACCUGCAGGAAUUCCUGGUGGACUGCUUCAUGUCUAAGCCGUCCCGCUUUCCUCUGAUCCUUCUGACAGAUGAGACAGACACUCCAGUGUUAUAUAAGGCCAUCUCUCACAGAUUCAAGCGGUACUUCAACGCUGCUCGGAUAGUGAGACCCACCCUGGAUGACUACAAAUUCCUGGGGAUGGAGGACAGCUUCUUUGAUACACCCCUCUUGUUUGUACUUCUACCUGAGGUCAAGGAGAAAAAAACUAAGGAGACACAAGACAUGGGCUUCAGUGCCGUUGUGUUUGAAACCAAGAAGAUGGGAGACCUAAACUACCCUAACAUCCUGCGAUACUUGUUCGGUGUCAAUAAUUCGUACAGACACACUCUUCCAGGGGAUAACCAAUCCAACCUACAGGAAGUGGCCGAGAUGUUGGACAUUGUAAAUAUCGAGAGUAAAAGAUUUGAGGUUGAAAAGCCAAAAUCAAGACCUGGAACAGAUGAUAACAAUAUUAAGUUCACCAUGUCAAAGACUGUCCGUGACGAGUUAUAGGGAAUUCUCUAUACCUCAAGCAGGUCAUUGUUUACAGCUUCACGUUACCAGGUUGUUCUGUCAUUUUAUUCUAUCCAUCUUUCUCAUAAUGUGUGUAUAAUAUACUUAUACUGUGUAUACGAUGCUUGCCCAUAAUUCAUGUCACUAAAACUGGUACUUAAACCUUCUUCCAUCUACUGCACUUUAAACAAUUUACAAUCCUUUUCUACGCAUCUUGUGUCUUUUAUAUAGUUUUUACCAGUAUUGAUUUACUUGCUACUGAUUAAACAUGUGAGUGUAAUCAGAAUGAAGUCUUUCCAAAAUGUAGAACUUUGUAUAUGUAAACAUCAUGUACAUAUAUUUUUAUAAAUCAUUGUUGCUUUGUAUUGAUUUUAUAUGCAUUUAGAUACAUGACAUAUACAUAUUUUUUUUAUUUUUGUAAUAAAGAAUGCAACAGAA
This is a messenger RNA of Magallana angulata, 1495 nucleotides long. RefSeq lists its product as uncharacterized. NCBI's taxonomy places the organism in Eukaryota, Metazoa, Mollusca, Bivalvia, Ostreida, Ostreidae. The coding region runs from base 41 to 1057 and encodes 338 amino acids. The record is from RefSeq and is a predicted model, not a curated record. The transcript is spliced from 3 exons.